Poecilia latipinna (sailfin molly) is the source of this 744-nucleotide messenger RNA. RefSeq names its product taste receptor, type 2, member 201, tandem duplicate 1 (gene tas2r201.1). The record is from RefSeq and is a predicted model, not a curated record. Bases 1 to 744 code for a protein of 247 amino acids. NCBI's taxonomy places the organism in Eukaryota, Metazoa, Chordata, Actinopteri, Cyprinodontiformes, Poeciliidae. The transcript is spliced from 4 exons.
AUGAACUACCUAACCUGGGCCCUGGUCAAUGGGCCUGUCGGCGUAAUCAACUUCAUAAUUAAUGCAUUUUACAUCUUCUGCAUCGUGUGUCCGCACCGCAGAGAAAGGAUCAACAGCGUUUCCUCCUCUGUCUGGCUGAACUUCUUCUGUUACACUCAGAUUGUUCCUGCACAUAGAGCCAUCUUCAUCUGGUUUAAGGAGAACAUCAAACCAAUCAUCUUCUGCAUUUUGCUUUUAGAAAACAUUUAUGAGUUGCUGAACCAGACUGUGGAUAUAUAUGCUAUUAUGGUUAUCAUAAAGAAGGGUCAUUUUUAUCUCUCUUUUGUUGUGAUGAUGACAUCUAGUUGUAUCACUGUAGUCUAUCUAGGAAUGCACAUUCGGCGUAGGGUUAUAAAUGGACAGUCCCUUUCCAGUGCUCGGCUCAGUAGCCAGUUGAGAGUCACCAUCACUGGCGUCAUUCAGGGUCUCCUGUAUUUUUCCUAUGCUGUCUGGCACGAGUACAUUUUUACGUCUCAGCAAAAUCUGUCUGCUUUCAUAAGUCCUUAUGUACGAUCAACAGCGGUCAGUUUCUACAUGUUGGGCACCACAUUUAACCUGGGAGCGGGUCAGUCUGUGUUCAGGCAGCAGAUAUGUGGAGCAGAGCAGUGGUACAGUCUGACUGUUGUUGAAAUACAAAUGUGUUUAUCAUUUGAGGUUAACGAAGCGCACUGCUCUGUGUCAGAUCCUUCAGGGCGUGCCCCGUGA